UGGGGCGGCUGGGGCGGCCGGGCCUGCGCUGGGGACCGCAGCCGGCGCCUGGGACCUGGAGGGGACUCCUGGGCCGAGGCAGCAUGUGACACCGACCAGGAUUCAGCCCUGAUGGAGGCUGAGGAACCUCAACAUGGACCCUCCACUCCCAACCCUGCUAUAGUGGAAUUCAGUAUUAUCCCUGAGGCUCUCAUGAGGAGCAGCCAGAUCCCUGCUGUGGAAUCUGAAGGUCAAGAAAACCAAGACCUAUAUUCUACGUGGACAGAGGGAGGCAGACCCUUGGUGACCCAGCAGAGAGAGCUAAGCAAUGUGCAUGACUAUGCAGCAGAGAGGAUGCCAUCUUUCCCCAAAGAAGGUUCUGCAGACAAGGAGAUCAACCGGGAAAGGUUUGUGUCUGAGGCCUGGGACUCUCCAGAUGUCCUAGAGACAAUGUCCCAGAACCUAGCAGAAAGACAAUCAAGGACACUAGGUCCAGAAGAGGUUGGGGCCUACCUGGUCCAGGGCAAGUGUCUUGACAUGAUCCCAAUAUCCAUUGAACCGGACAGCAGAGCAGAGGUGGAAUUCCAGCCACAAUUCACUUCUUUUAUAUCGGGACAAGCAGAAGAGAAGGAGGAAACCUUUCCAGACCCCUCUGCUCAGAUUGGAUCUUGGCCUCCCUGUGAAGAGCACCUUGUAGAGACCAGCCAGACUGAGGACUCUGAGAGUGGAUCUUUCAGGCAGGGAAAAGAGCUGCAGUCUAUGGACAUGCAAGGAAGUCCAGGGAGAGAAGGGCUUUUGCAUCUUUGGGAUGCCCAGGGGAUAGAGACACAGAAACAAUGGGAAGUGGAAUUUCAGGAGGAAGGAAUGCAAGGGGAGGAUAUUUGUCCUGAUGGGAUUUGUGGGGAGCAAGAGCAGAUGGUGGAGCAGGUUGAUGGUAAAGAUGGAAAACAGAACCCACAGCAGGAGCAGGUACUAGGGGAUGUGCUGCUUACACAACAAGAAGAAAGAGACAGACCCAAUGGGGAUCUGGAGGGUCUGAAUUACAGUGAAUGGGGACUAGAGGAGUCAGUGAGAAGGGCUCCGGGCCAGGAGGAUCCAAAGCACAGGGGGCAGAGGAAGAAAGAGUCACACGGGCCAGAAGGGAGUAGGAUAGACUCUCGGUGCAUGCAAAAUCAAAGCUUAGUGGAGGACUCAGAGAAGGUCACUGGGAAGCAAGAUCAGGGCUUACAGAGGUAUGUGAUGUCAAUGCAGGGGCAAGACGGAGAGGUAAGGAGUUGGGAUGACAGGCUACAGGGAGAGGGAGAAGCGCUCCAUGGGCCUUCCACACCGGUUGUGUUAUCCGCUGAGAUUUCGUCUCCUGGUGACGUGUUUCCAGAUGCUUCGUGUUUUAUGACCCAGACUGCUGGGGUGCAGACAGACUCCAGGGCUGAGGACCUGUCGCCCAUAGCCAUGACUCCUACAUUGGAACCACCGGGAUGGCCUCAGCACCCCAUUUCUCUACCUGCCUCCUUUCCCCCUGGGCAGUCACUUGACAACAAAAUGGCUCAAGACAGCCAGCAAGAAGGGGCUGAGCUGAACAUGGGGACAUUGCCCGGCCAGGGGACUGAGGUGAACCUUGCCGCUAUAUCUGUGGCUCCCCCAAGGACCCCAAGUUCAGCUACUGCCAAUGCUGCUGAGAUCUCCAUCACAACCACCCCAUCUUCUGCCAGCCCCCUCACCACCUUUGUCAGCAAGGAGACUUCUCUUGCUGCACAUUCUCCAGAAACCUCCAGAGCCUUUUUCUCAACUGACAACCUGUCUCCCCAGGGAGUUUCUGAGACUCUCCCGGCUUCUUUCUGUGGCUUUCCCUCUGCAGAAGCCCCCACAAGCCCCAACUCCCACUCCAAGGCCAGCCCUGCCAGGCCCCCAGGCAGCUGCACAGGCGCCAUCCAGCACCUCAGGAGCAACUCCUUCCCUGGUUCUCAUAGGACAGAGCAGGCUCUGGACCUGGUGGGAAGAUCACUUUCCUUCUCUCAUUCCGAGUUGCCUCAGAGGCCCCCCAAACCUACCAUCUAUGGCUCUGUAAUCCCAAGAAGGGCCAGGAGAGGCAAUAGGGACUGUAGUGUCAUUUCAGAAUGUCCUACUGCAUCUACUCUGGGGCAGGACUCUCAAGAACUCAGCUCAAGUCCAGGGAGGCCCAGCAGUCCUCACAGCAGCCAGCCGUGGGGCUCCCCACAUAACCCCUCUUUUGCCACAGGAUCCCCAGCCCUCAUCCCCAUGGACAUGAGGAUCCAUGAACCUCCACUGCCUCCUCCCCUAGAGAAGAGGCACAUCCACCCCCCCACAGUGGAGCAUGAUGGCCAUCUCCGCACAGUGGUCCCCACGCUAAAGCAGUUCAAUCAUCCUUCUUCAUUGGCCCUAGGUUCAGGGCUUCUUGGUCCCCCUAAAGGCCCACUUCCUGAAGUUCCUGACCCUCUUGUGGCAAGACAGCAUCGACCUCUGCCAUCUACCCCAGACAGCUCCAACCAAACUCAGGUUCCUUUACCCCCCAGGCAGAGAUACAACAAGCCAUUGCCCCCAACUCCAGAUGUGCACCAGCCCCACCACUCCCCUGCUUCUCAUUCCAAUAUCUCAAGGAUCUACAAACCUCUUCCCCCCGUUCCCAUCCUGGACUCUCCUACUGAACCACCUCCCUUACCCCCAAAGUCCAGGGGAAGAAGCAGGAGCACUCAGGGAGGACUUAUGAAUUCAACGGGUCAAGCUAAGCCAAGACCUAUUUGUCAAGACUGGACAGUCUCCACGCCCCCUUGUGCUGGGCGUACUUCCUGGCCCCCAGCCAUGGGCAGAUCAACCGAGUCUUCGACUUCCAUCGGUAGGAGUAAGAAGGAAGUAUCCUCGGGCAUGGCUUUCAGCAACGUGACAAGCCUUCUAAGUCCCUCUUCCCCUACCACUCCUUGGACUCUGGAGCUUCAGGAAUCUAUGCCUAAAGAUGAACCAGGGCUCUUAGAAGAGUCUGAAGCCCCUACAAGAGGAUCUUGGAGAAGAACUGGCCCCCAGGAAGGAGUCAAUGGCCCAAGGAGGUCGGCUGUAGGACGAGCAAAGCAACCUGAGAAACCCGGCCAUCCCCAUCUGGAGAAGGCAUCCAGCUGGCCCCAUAGGCGGGAACCGGGGAGACCACCUGAGGGCAGCAGUACACAAGGCAUGGCUCCCGAUGAGGGGCCCAGCAAGCACAAGGGCUGGAACCGGCAAGGCCUGCGCAGACCUUCCAUCUUGCCUGAGGGCUCUUCAGAUUCAAGAGGCCCAGCCACGGAACGGUCCCCUGGCUCCUCUGACACUAUUGUUUUCCGAGAGAAAAAGCCAAGGGAGGUGAUGGGAGGCUUUUCAAGACGCUGCUCCAAGCUCAUCAAUUCCUCCCAGCUGCUCUACCAGGAGUACAGUGACGUCUUUCUAAAUAAGGAGAUUCAGAGCCAACAGCGGCUGGACAGCCUGUCCGAGACCCCUGGGCCUGCCUCUCCACGCCAGCCUCGAAAGGCCCUGGUCUCCUCCGAGUCUUACCUGCAGCGCCUCUCUAUGGCCUCCAGUGGCUCCCUCUGGCAGGAGAUUCCCGUGGUGCGCAAUAGCACCGUGCUGCUGUCCAUGACCCAUGAAGACCAAAAGCUGCAAGAGGCCAAAUUCGAACUGAUCGUCUCAGAGGCCUCUUACCUGCGCAGUCUACACAUAGCCGUGGAUCAUUUCCAACAUUCAUCCCAACUCCGGGCCACCCUUUCCAACCAGGAGCACCAGUGGCUCUUCUCUCGUUUACAGGAUGUACGAGACGUCAGCACCACGUUCCUUUCAGACCUGGAAGAGAACUUCGAGAACAAUAUCUUCUCCUUCCAAGUAUGUGAUGUAGUCCUGAACCAUGCCCCGGAAUUCCGCCGGGUCUACCUGCCUUAUGUCACCAACCAGACCUACCAGGAACGCACCUUCCAAAGCCUACUGAAUAGCAAUGGCAGUUUCCGAGAGGUCCUGGACAAGCUGGAGAGUGACCCCAUCUGCCAACGCCUUUCCCUCAAGUCCUUUCUGAUUCUGCCCUUCCAGCGCAUCACCCGUCUCAAACUGUUGCUUCAGAACAUUCUGAAGAGAACACAGCCUGGAUCCUCAGAGGAAGCAGAAGCCACAAAGGCACAUCAUGCCCUGGAGGAGCUGAUCCGAGACUGCAACAACAACGUCCAGAGAAUGCGACGGACGGAGGAGCUUAUCUACCUGAGCCAGAAGAUUGAGUUUGAGUGCAAAAUAUUUCCGCUCAUUUCACAAUCACGCUGGCUGGUGAAGAGUGGGGAGCUGACAGCCCUUGAGUUCAGCGUCUCCCCAGGACUGCGAAGGAAACUGAAUACACGUCCUGUCCACCUGCACCUCUUCAAUGACUGUCUGCUGCUGUCCCGGCCCCGAGAGGGUAACCGCUUCCUGGUAUUUGACCAUGCUCCUUUCUCCUCCAUCCGUGGGGAAAAGUGUGAAAUGAAGCUACACGGACCUCACAAAAACCUCUUCCGACUCUUCCUGCGGCAAAACGCACAGGGCACCCAGGCUGAGUUCCUCUUCAGCACUGAGACUCAAAGUGAAAAGCUUCGAUGGAUCUCAGCCUUAGCCAUGCCUCGAGAAGAGCUGGACCUUUUGGAGUGUUAUGACUCCCCACAAGUACAAUGCCAUCGUGCCUACAAGCCCCGAGAGAAUGACGAGCUGGCCCUGGAGAAGGCUGACGUAGUGAUGGUUACUCAGCAGAGCAGUGACGGCUGGUUGGAGGGCGUGAGACUCUCAGACUGGGAGCGAGGCUGGUUCCCUCUACAACAAGUAGCGUUCAUUUCCAAUCCAGAGGUCCGUGCACGGAACCUGAAGGAAGCCCAUCGAGUCAAGACUGCCAAACUACAGCUGGUGGAGCAGCAAGCAUAGCUGUUCUGGGUGAGGAAUCUCCCGAGCUUAAGAACAAGCUGUGCCUGGAGAAGGCUGGCGCCAGAACCAUGCUGCAAAGACCUUCUGCAGACUAAGGAUGAAGCCUUCCGAAAGCCCAAGGACAAAAUCCAGUUAAACCAGUCACUUACCACAGGCCUCCUUUUUUGUGCUUUGUGCUUGGUGGGGGGAUUUUGAGGGACUUUGCACUGGACUCUGGGAACUUAUUUUUUUAAUAGGAAAAGGGACCAGUGGGGACUGAGCCAAGGAACUUUACUUCUACUGCCAUAUAGUACUUAAACACUUGUUGCUUCCAGAGAGCAGAUUCAGAGCUGGCCGAAGUUUCAGUCAUGGCCGUAUGUUAAAAAGAAUCUAACCUCGGUUCACUGGAGGGAGAUGUUUAAGGGUAUUAACACAUCAGAUGGGAGGGUCAACUUGGUGACCACCAAGUUGUCUUCCAAUCCUAGAGAUUCUCUUUAAUUAUCGGUGUGAGGCUAGUGCAUGCAUCUCUGAGAUCUAUGUCUACUGGUGAUAAUGUGAGGGUGAUAUUCUCUCACUCUAAUAAACCUGGCAUUUCUCCA
This is a messenger RNA of Tupaia belangeri chinensis (Chinese tree shrew), 5465 nucleotides long. RefSeq names its product Rho guanine nucleotide exchange factor 5 (gene ARHGEF5). The record is from RefSeq and is a predicted model, not a curated record. Gene Ontology annotation, biological process: intracellular signal transduction; activation of GTPase activity. The transcript is spliced from 15 exons. Lineage: Eukaryota; Metazoa; Chordata; Mammalia; Scandentia; Tupaiidae. Bases 112 to 4887 code for a protein of 1591 amino acids. Gene Ontology annotation, cellular component: nucleus; cytoplasm. Gene Ontology annotation, molecular function: protein binding; guanyl-nucleotide exchange factor activity.